UGUGUGUUGUGUACAUGUGCGCGCGCGUGUAUUCCCCCGUACGAAUUUAUUUUGGCAAUGUCGUGCUUACGUCUCUCUAUCUCAUUCCCUUCCCCAGUUUUUUCCUCUUUCGUUUCUAUUUAUCUAUCUCUCGUCAUCGUUUGUCGCCGCGUGUGCGUGAGAGCGCGUGUGCGUGCGUGUGUGUGCCUGCGUACGUGUGUUUGGGCAUCAAGAGAAAAGACAUCCGCUGCCAGCUGAUGAUCCACCACGUCGUAUUCGCCUUCGAUCUGUCUUUCACCUCGUGCUACAACGGCAUGCGGCUCGAGACAUGCGACCACGUCGGGACCAUGUCGAAAAUAUCCACGAGCGUCGUCACACCUGAGCCCGGCAAUGUCCGGAGGAUGGCGUGGUGUCGGCCGCGACGCAAGAUGCCAAGUAAGGUGUCAAAAUGGGUUGUUUCGGGAGCAAAGACAAGUUGAGCAAGGAGGACAUGGACUUCCUCAAGUCGCACACGCGAUACGACGAGGCCACCAUAAAGGAAUGGUACAAAGGCUUUAAACAAGACUGUCCUAACGGCAGGUUAACACCGGCUAAGUUCGUCGACAUGUAUAAAAUGUUCUUCCCGUCCGGCAACGCGGAGGAAUUCUGCGACCACGUUUUCCGCACAUUCGACAUGGACAAAAACGGCUACAUCGAUUUUAAGGAAUUCCUGCUGGCGAUCGACGUAACGUCUAGCGGCACGCCGGAGGAGAAGCUGAAAUGGGCGUUCCGUAUGUACGACGUUGACGGUAACGGCGUUAUCGAUAUGCAAGAAAUGACGAAGAUCGUCCAGGCGAUAUACGACAUGCUUGGCGCGUGUUCGAGCAACAGGCCGGCGGACAGCGCGGAGGAGAGGGCGAAGAAUAUAUUCGCGAAGAUGGACGAGAACAACGACGGGCAGCUGACGCAGGACGAAUUCCUGAAGGGCUGCCUUCAGGACGAGGAGCUGUCGAAGAUGCUCGCUCCUUAAUCCCGACGCCGCGUAUCCGCACGAGCCGUCGACGCGCGAACAUGAAAAGAAUAAAACAGUAAAAAAGACACCACACGCUCUCACGACUCUCAGAAAAGCAUUCCGGAAACGGAACCAUCAAACAACGCCAGCAACGACGAGCCACCACUUGAAAUUGACGCCCGCACGUACACACACACACACACACGCGCACACAAAUCUCUCUCUCUCUCACAUACACACACCAUUGCCCACAUUUACACACGUACACGAUAAUUUUCUAUUACUACGAGACGAAUACGUUAUCAUUGUGGCGGCUCGAUAACGAGCCCAUCGCUCGUACCGGAUGACGAAGUACGAGCGGUGAUAAAUGGACGAGAAGGAGGAAGCCGAUAUCGAAGAUGAUCGAAAAUGACGAAUGAUGAACGAUGAACAAAGAGAGAGAGAGAGAGAGAGAGAGA
Messenger RNA from Harpegnathos saltator (Jerdon's jumping ant), 1428 nucleotides. RefSeq names its product neuronal calcium sensor 2. Bases 428 to 988 code for a protein of 186 amino acids. The transcript is spliced from 6 exons. Gene Ontology annotation, molecular function: calcium ion binding. Lineage: Eukaryota; Metazoa; Arthropoda; Insecta; Hymenoptera; Formicidae. The record is from RefSeq and is a predicted model, not a curated record.